GUGGCUUAUAGUCCAACGCUCUCAGCUCAUCUGGCUCCGCACGCACAGUAGGCGGGCAUUUCCAAAGACUUCUCCCUCGUAUCCUCCGCCUCCUUCUUCCUUCUUAUUUUCUCGCACUUUCCCUCAUUUUCUCAUCUCAUUCUUUCUCUCUUUCCCUCUCUUCUUCAUCAUAACACCUCAUCCCAUUUCGCUUCUGGCUUCUCUCAACUGCCUCCCUGGGGUUUCCAAACACUAGAGAGGGCAAUGUCGUUCUCCGCCACCAAGUUCGCUCAACCAGUCCCUCUCCAUGCCUCCACACCCAGAUCCAAUGACAACCCAUCUCUCUUUAAGACCUGCUCUUUCCUUGGAUCUACCCAGAAGCUCCGCUUCAAUCCUCUUCCCACCAGAGCCAAUCACUCCGCUUCUUAUCGUCGAUCCGCCGUCGUUUCCGUCUCCGACGUCAUCAAGGAGAAAAAGCGUCAGACUUCCACGAAUCUGCUGAUCACGAAAGAGGAGGGCUUGGAGCUGUAUGAAGACAUGAUAUUGGGCAGAUCUUUCGAGGAUAUGUGUGCUCAGAUGUAUUAUAGGGGCAAAAUGUUUGGUUUCGUUCAUCUCUACAAUGGCCAAGAGGCUGUUUCAACUGGGUUCAUCAAACUUCUGAAAAAGGAAGACUCUGUGGUGAGCACAUACCGGGAUCACGUGCAUGCACUGAGUAAGGGCGUCCCAGCCCGUGCUGUGAUGAGCGAGCUCUUUGGGAAGACCACCGGAUGCUGCCGGGGCCAAGGAGGUUCGAUGCACAUGUUCUCCAAAGAGCACAAUUUGCUCGGAGGAUUUGCUUUCAUCGGUGAAGGGAUUCCGGUGGCAACUGGUGCCGCGUUCUCCUCCAAGUAUAGGAGGGAGGUUUUGAAAGAGCCCGGCUCUGAUCACGUAACUUGUGCCUUUUUUGGAGAUGGAACUUGUAAUAAUGGACAGUUCUUUGAGUGUUUGAAUAUGGCAGCUUUGUGGAAGUUGCCCAUCAUUUUCGUUGUGGAGAAUAAUUUGUGGGCAAUUGGGAUGUCCCAUUUGAGAGCUACCUCAGAUCCAGAGAUCUGGAAGAAAGGACCUGCUUUUGGUAUGCCAGGUGUUCAUGUUGAUGGGAUGGAUGUUUUGAAGGUCAGGGAGGUUGCUAAGGAGGCUAUUGGAAGGGCCAGGAGAGGAGAAGGACCGACCUUGGUUGAAUGCGAGACAUACAGAUUCAGAGGACAUUCAUUGGCAGAUCCAGAUGAGCUCCGUGACCCUGCUGAGAAGGCACGUUAUGCUGCCAGAGAUCCCAUCACAGCCUUAAAGAAGCACUUAAUCGAUAGCAAAUUAGCAAGUGAACAAGAGUUAAAGGCCAUAGAGAAGAAGAUCGAUGAGCUUGUUGAGAAUGCUGUUGAGUUUGCAGAUGAAAGUCCCUAUCCAGCCCGAAACCAGUUACUGGAGAAUGUGUUUGCAGAUCCAAAAGGUUUUGGAAUUGGACCUGAUGGACGGUACAGAUGUGAGGACCCCAAAUUUACUGAAGGCACAGCUCAUGUCUAAUUAUUCAAUAUUGGAUGUCUCAUAAUCUUGCUGGUUUUUAGUUAUUGGAUCUGGAUGUGUAUGGUCUUUUAUGUUUUACUUACAUCUAGUGGUAUCUCCAGUAUUAGCCAUUUUCUACUGUAAGCAGGAUAUGUUGUCAAGGUGGGUUUCUAAUUUCAAUUUUGGUUGUGCUCAUCUUUAAGCUAUCAUUGUUUUUAUAUGAAGCUCAGAACUUAUUUAUGUUUGCACAACUUCUGCUUUUCUUAUAUGAAGAGCCCAAAUGGGCUCAGUUUGUAGCCGUAGGCAACUUCUUUAUUCAUUGCAAAUUCGUAGAAGUUGGAGAUAAUAAUAUAAAAUUUGUUCUGUUUCA
Humulus lupulus (European hop) is the source of this 1885-nucleotide messenger RNA. Its product is annotated as pyruvate dehydrogenase E1 component subunit alpha-3, chloroplastic. Gene Ontology annotation, biological process: pyruvate decarboxylation to acetyl-CoA. NCBI's taxonomy places the organism in Eukaryota, Viridiplantae, Streptophyta, Magnoliopsida, Rosales, Cannabaceae. The record is from RefSeq and is a predicted model, not a curated record. Gene Ontology annotation, cellular component: intracellular membrane-bounded organelle. The transcript is spliced from 3 exons. Gene Ontology annotation, molecular function: pyruvate dehydrogenase (acetyl-transferring) activity. Bases 244 to 1536 code for a protein of 430 amino acids.